CUUCGCGCGCUCCCUCGUUCUUAUCCAAACCCCACUGAAGACAAUCUUAUUGCUGCAGCGUGCUUUUGGGAACAACUUUCGCCUCUUAUUCAUAUUUCUCUGGACCAAGAUAAGGAAAGAAAUUCAUCUUUCCAGGCGUAAAUAUCAGCUAUGAGGGAAAGGGAGCGCUGUAUUCGCUACUCAUUUUUCACAUUGUCUUUGGUGGUGUUUUGGCAGACAAGGUCAGGAAUAGCUGACUCCACGACAGACGCCUUCAAAAACAACAUCACUCUCUUCACCAGAAUCCUGGACAGACUGCUGGAUGGCUAUGAUAAUCGGCUCAGACCUGGGCUUGGAGACCGUGUAACAGAAGUGAAGACGAAUAUCUAUGUUACCAGCUUUGGUCCAGUUUCAGACACAGACAUGGAGUACACGAUAGAUGUUUUCUUCCGUCAGAGCUGGAAAGAUGAGCGAUUAAAGUUCAAUGGACCAAUGAACAUCCUACGUCUGAACAACCUGAUGGCCAGCAAGAUAUGGACACCAGACACCUUCUUCCACAAUGGGAAGAAGUCAGUGGCUCACAACAUGACUAUGCCAAACAAGCUGCUGAGGAUUCAGGAGGAUGGGACUUUGCUCUACACUAUGAGGUUGACAGUCCAGGCAGAGUGUCCCAUGCAUCUGGAGGACUUCCCUAUGGACUCUCACUCCUGCCCCCUGAAGUUUGGCAGCUAUGCCUACACAAUGGCAGAGGUGACGUAUUCGUGGACCCACAACGCCUCAAAGUCAGUCGUGGUUGCAGAGGACGGGUCACGGUUAAACCAGUACGAUCUGCUCGGACAGACGGUUGGGAAGGAAACCAUUAAAUCAAGCACAGGGGAAUACACGGUCAUGACAGCCCAGUUCCACUUGAAGCGCAAGAUUGGCUAUUUUGUGAUCCAAACAUACCUGCCUUGCAUCAUGACAGUCAUCUUGUCCCAGGUGUCCUUCUGGCUGAAUAGGGAGUCUGUCCCAGCCAGGACUGUCUUUGGUGUGACAACUGUGCUGACUAUGACCACCCUGAGCAUUAGCGCCCGCAAUUCCUUGCCCAAGGUGGCCUAUGCCACUGCCAUGGACUGGUUCAUCGCUGUCUGCUACGCCUUCGUCUUUUCAGCCCUCAUUGAGUUUGCCACUGUCAACUACUUCACCAAGCGUGGGUGGGCGUGGGAUGGAAAAAGCAUCGUGAAUGAUAAGAAAAAGGAGAAGGCCUCGGUGAUGAAGAAGAAUAAUGCGUAUGCUGUGGCAGUGGCCAACUACGCACCCAAUAUCACCAAGGACUCAGUCCUGCCUACCAUCUCCAAGGGUGGUGUCGCCACUGACCCAAACAAGGCCAAACCUGAAGCUAAACCUGUGGAGAACAAGAAGACCUUCAACAGUGUGAGCAAAAUCGACCGCAUGUCCCGGAUUAUGUUCCCCGUUCUCUUUGGAAGCUUCAACCUGGUUUACUGGGCCACAUACCUAAACAGAGAACCCGUUAUCAAGGAUAUGGUGCCCUCAAAGUAAAGCGGGGAGAGGGGGUCCGUCAUGGUGCAGUGUAUCUUCUAUACAGGACUGAA
Conger conger (European conger) is the source of this 1571-nucleotide messenger RNA. RefSeq names its product gamma-aminobutyric acid receptor subunit alpha-2-like. Lineage: Eukaryota; Metazoa; Chordata; Actinopteri; Anguilliformes; Congridae. Gene Ontology annotation, cellular component: GABA-A receptor complex; synapse; dendrite membrane. Gene Ontology annotation, biological process: synaptic transmission, GABAergic; monoatomic ion transmembrane transport; signal transduction. The record is from RefSeq and is a predicted model, not a curated record. The transcript has 10 exons. The coding region runs from base 151 to 1518 and encodes 455 amino acids. Gene Ontology annotation, molecular function: GABA-A receptor activity; inhibitory extracellular ligand-gated monoatomic ion channel activity; transmitter-gated monoatomic ion channel activity involved in regulation of postsynaptic membrane potential.